AUGGCGAUCUGUACUUAUGACGCACGUACGUUUGCAUCAGAAGCGGCCAUUGAAGAUCUGAUGAUGCAAGCCAAGAAGAUUAAGUACGACGUCAUCGGACUUACCGAGACGACACGACGCCACCCUCUCAACGUCGUAUAUGAAACUGGAAAAGAACCGUUCCUGGACAGCAGAGGUGUUGGUAGAGUUGGCGUCCACGUCAACACGAGUAUGGCUAAGAACAUCGACUCUUUCGAACAACUUACGACCCGAAUCGCACGUUUGCGGAUGAGAAGAUGUGGUCCAACACCAGCUUUGACUAUCUUCGUCGCUUACGCUCCAACAUCAAGCUACAAAGAAGAAGAAGUCGGAGCUUUCUAUAUGGAUCUAGAGAGGAGUGUACAAAGAAGACCGUACCUUUUACAAGGUCAUUCUCAGUGA
This is a messenger RNA of Necator americanus (New World hookworm), 420 nucleotides long. RefSeq lists its product as uncharacterized. The coding region runs from base 1 to 420 and encodes 139 amino acids. NCBI's taxonomy places the organism in Eukaryota, Metazoa, Nematoda, Chromadorea, Rhabditida, Ancylostomatidae. The record is from RefSeq and is a predicted model, not a curated record. The transcript has a single exon.